AUGGAGAAAUCACACCUUCUUCGCUUCCUCAUCGCCGCCGCAGCCCUGGCGGCCGCCUUCCUCAAUACCGCCAACGCCGGCGAAGACUUUGGCUGGAUCCCGGCGGCGACCUGCAGGGGAUCGAUUGCGGAGUGCAUGGACGGCGAGUUCGAGCUGGAUUCGGAGAGCAACCGGCGCAUAUUAGCCACCACAAAAUACAUCAGCUACGGUGCGCUUCAGCCGGGCAAUAUCCCCUGUUCGCGGCGCGGGGCGUCGUACUACAACUGCCGGCCGGGCGCCGAGGCCAAUCCGUACACGCGGUCGUGCACCACCGCCACACGGUGCCGGAGUUAA
Striga hermonthica is the source of this 333-nucleotide messenger RNA. The record is from the annotation of a GenBank genome assembly. NCBI's taxonomy places the organism in Eukaryota, Viridiplantae, Streptophyta, Magnoliopsida, Lamiales, Orobanchaceae.